Messenger RNA from Mercurialis annua (annual mercury), 1155 nucleotides. RefSeq lists its product as uncharacterized. The transcript is spliced from 10 exons. Lineage: Eukaryota; Viridiplantae; Streptophyta; Magnoliopsida; Malpighiales; Euphorbiaceae. The coding region runs from base 141 to 917 and encodes 258 amino acids. Gene Ontology annotation, molecular function: hydrolase activity. The record is from RefSeq and is a predicted model, not a curated record.
AAAAAAAAUGAUUAUAAAAAAGUAGAAGUCGGCUAUGUUUCAUUUUUUUGCAGCUUUGGAGCCUCCAUUAUCGAAGAGAUAGAGUCUCUCUAGUUUUGCUGUUCUUGUUCAGAUUCUGUGCUCUUUUAAAUCAUUAGAAGAUGAGUUUUAGUGGUCCUUCCAUGAAUGCUGGUGGUAAAACUGCCAGGAGAGCAUUUGAAUUUGGGAGAACUUACGUGGUUAGGCCUAAAGGUAAACACCAAGCUACUGUUGUAUGGCUUCAUGGACUUGGUGAUAACGGUUCCAGCUGGUCCCAAAUUUUGGAGUCUCUUCCUCUUCCAAAUAUUAAAUGGAUAUGCCCAACUUCUCCGACUCAACCUAUAACUGUGUUUGGUGGCUUUCCAUCCACAGCUUGGUUUGAUGUUGGAGACCUAUCAGAGGAUGCUCCUGAUGACUUAGAAGGGAUGGAUGCUGCAGCGGCACAUGUUGCAAAUUUAUUGUCAACAGAACCAGCCGACAUUAAACUGGGUAUUGGAGGCUUCAGUAUGGGUGCAGCAGCCUCCUUAUAUUCUGCUACUUGCUAUGCUUUGGGAAAAUAUGCAAAUGGAAAUCCAUAUCCCUCAAAUUUGACUGCAAUUGUUGGAUUAAGCGGCUGGCUGCCUUGUUCCAAGACCUUAAGUAACAAAAUCGAAGGGGUGGAUGAGGCUGUCAGGCGUGCUGCAUCCCUUCCCAUAUUACUUUGUCAUGGAAAAGGUGAUGAUGUGGUUCCCUUCAAAUUCGGUGAGAAAUCCGCACGUGUUAUGAGCUCAUCGAGAUUCCAGGAUGUGACAUUCAAAGCAUACAGCGGGCUCGGUCACUACACAAUUCCUCAAGAGAUGGAUGAGAUGUGUGCUUGGCUGACUUCGAAAUUGGGGCUCGAAGGAUCCUCAUCGUCAUGAGAGUUGGAGCAAAGUUCAGAAGGGUUGAAGAACCUGGAAAUUAGUGGCAGUUUAAGAAAGAAAAUGGUCGAGGCGAAAGAAUAUCCGUAAUGUUAAACAUGUUAGUAGCAUUUUUUUUCUGUUAGAAACUUAAUAUAAUUGAAAGCUAGCCUGAACUUCAUUUAUAUUGGAUAGUAAAAUUUUGUUACCGUCUGGAAGCUUACUGUCAGAAAUGUAAUGGUUUUACCUGUUUGGGUUA